Messenger RNA from Magnolia sinica, 4026 nucleotides. RefSeq names its product putative pentatricopeptide repeat-containing protein At5g08490. The coding region runs from base 823 to 3564 and encodes 913 amino acids. The record is from RefSeq and is a predicted model, not a curated record. The transcript has a single exon. Lineage: Eukaryota; Viridiplantae; Streptophyta; Magnoliopsida; Magnoliales; Magnoliaceae. Gene Ontology annotation, biological process: RNA modification. Gene Ontology annotation, molecular function: protein binding; RNA binding.
AGAUAUAUGAUCUGGAUUUUUGAACCAUUGGAUGUAAAACAUGUAUAGAGUAGAGAAAGAUGUGGCCCACUUCGGUUUUGGAUAGCCUCAUCAAUCUAUUCCCCCAAAAUAAGAAACAUGGGCGGGCCACUAGUUCAGGUGGUCCAGCCAACUACACAAUCUUUAACCCUAAAAUAAGCAAGAAAUCUAUACAAAGAUGGGCGGACGGUCCAGCCAACAACCACCGUCUUUACACCCAGCCAGAAAUCUGAAAGGGACGGAUGGGCGGGCCACUAAUUCAGGUGGUCCUGCCAACUAUCAAAAUCUCUACCCCCAAAAUAAGCAAGAAAUCUAGGGAGAGAGAGAGAUCACCUCCGCAACAGAAGCUCCUAGAAGAAGAUCUGCCCUGAAAGCCUUCGCCUUACACGUGCGAAUCUGCUCGAACUGCUUGGCUGGAAGCGUCUCCGAGAGAAACCCGACCUCGAACUCGAUCUCAUUUGAAGACGCAUCGGCCUUGAUCCCCGUUACGCUGACCCACAGGAAGAGCUUCUUCGCCUGUAUUCCCUCUUGCUCAUUCGUGUUCUUGCAUCUUGUCACGGACAUAUUAGCAGUGUGGAUCAUACCCAUUGGCAAGACAGCUGAUAUUCUUCUCCCAAAAACAGACCGAUCGAACCAUCCUCACCAUCCCGCUGGUGUCUGUCAGAUGAACGGCUGAAAAUAAAUUGGCCAGCAGUUCAAACUAGGCUAUAUCUGACGAUCAAGAUCAUCCGAUAGUCGUAAUUUUCGAGCUUUGUGCUCUCCAAAAUGGGGUCCGCUAUUUGGAACGUCCGAUCGCUGUAAUUGAUGAUCCAAAAUGUCCAAUUGGCCCACCAAUUCAAAUUCAAUACCAGGAGACCAUUUCAAGGGAACCCAUAUCUUCGUGUCCUAAAAUCUCCCAUCACUUCUCUGCCAUCGUACAUAGACAACGGUGAAAACAAUGACGCACACAACAUGUUUGACAAAAUGCUCCAGCCACAUCUCAAAUCAUGGAAUGCUAAGAUCACAGGCUGCUGUAUCAAUGCCAACUACGGCGAAGCUCUGUCCCUCUUUUGUCGAAUUCAGCAUGCGGGCGUCAGGCCCGACCAUUACUCGUUGCCUGCUCUCCUCAAAUCAUGCGCUGCUCUUUCGGCAAUUGAAUUGGGGAGAGCAUUUCAUGGCUGCGUUGUUAAGGAAGGGCAUGAAUUGGAUGUACCCGUCCAUAAGGCGCUCAUGAACAUGUAUGCCAAAUGCGGGGCUUUAUAUGAUUCCCACCGGCUGUUCGAUGAAAUGGGCCACCAGGAUCCUGUCAUGUGGAACAUACUUAUAUCUGGAUACGGGCAGUCACAAUUACACAUGGAGGCUAUGGGACUGUUCUAUUCGAUGCAUGUAUGUGAGGACCCUAAGCCCAACGCCAUUACAAUCGCAAUUAUACUUCCAGUUUGCGCAAGAUUGAAAGCUUUGAAAUGUGGCAUGAGUAUCCAUGCUUAUGCAAUUAAAGGUGGGUUGGAAUCACAGACUCUUGUAGGAAAUGCACUGGUUUCAAUGUACGCGAAAUGUGGUAGCAUUUGGGAUGAUGCCCAUGGCGUCUUUAAUCAGAUAGUCUGUCAGGACAUUGUCUCGUGGAAUGCCAUGAUUGCGGGGUAUGCCGAAAAUGGGUUGUCUAAGGAAGCAUUUGGGCUGUUCCAUCAAAUGCUCUUGGCAGAUUUCAAGCCUAAUUAUGCCACGAUUGUGAAUAUUCUACCCCUCUGUGCGUUUUUGGGAGAUGACUGCCGUGGAAAAGAGAUCCAUAGCUACAUUCUGCGGUUUGGAUUUGAUUCAGAGGUUUCAGUAUGCAAUGCUCUCAUGACGUUUUACUCGAGGAUCGGACACAUGGAAGAGGCCGAAUUUGUCUUUAGAAAUUUUGGCUCGAAAGAUCUAGUUUCAUGGAAUACAGUCAUUGUGGGAUAUGCCAUGAAUGGUUGGGUCUUUAAAGCAUUAGAUUUGUUUCAUGAAUUGCUCUCGACUGGCGUGAAACCCGAUUCAGUCACUCUCAUCAGUGUACUUCCUGUCUGCAGCCAAUUACAUGAUGUAAAGGAGGGUAAAAAGAUACACGAGUAUGUUCUCGGGCACCCAGGACUAUGUGAUGAUACAGCUGUAGGAAAUGCUUUGAUAAGUUUCUAUGCGAAAUGUGGUGAAUUAGAAGAUGCAUUUCGGACGUUUGGGUCGAUGCGGAAGAGAGAUUUGAUAUCAUGGAAUGCGAUGCUUGCUGCUUGUGUGGAGAGCAGACGUUGGGAGAAGGUUGUCGACCAUCUACAUCACAUGCAAAGGGAAGGAAUUAGACCAGAUUCUGUCACCAUCUUAAGCAUUCUUCGUUUAUUUGCUUUAUUGAGCAUGAUGGUGGUUAAAGAAGUUCAUGGUUACUCCGUUAGGGCAGGUUUAAUAAAUGAACUGACGGUUGGAAAUGCGAUACUUGAUGCGUAUGCGAAAUGUGGGAGCAUGGACUAUGCAUUCAAAACAUUCGAGAGCUUGUCAGGAAAAAAUGUUGUAACGGGAAAUGCGAUGAUUGCAGGGUACGUGAGUCAUGAGUGUUGUCAGGAGGAUGCGGAAAUGAUAUUCAACCGGAUGCAAGAUAGAGAUCUCACCACGUGGAAUCUAAUGGUUCAGGUUUAUGCCCAAAGUGAUUGCAGUGAUCAAGCUCUUAAUCUGUUCUGUGAAUUACAGAUUCAAGGGAUGAGACCUGAUGUGAUGAGUCUGAUGAGCAUUCUUCCGGUCUGUACCCGUUUGGUUUCGGCGCACCUGCUGAGGCAGUGUCAUUGUUAUGCAAUCAGAGCCUGCUUGGACGACGUUUGCUUGGAAGGAGCACUGGUUGAUGCAUACUCAAAAUGUGGAAGUAUAAACAAUGCUUACAAGCUCUUCCAACUGAGUCCCCAGAAGGAUCUAGUCAUGUUCACGGCCAUGAUCGGUGGGUAUGCAAUGCAUGGUAUGGGCGAGGAGGCACUCAGGGUCUUCUCUCAAAUGCUGGAAUUUGAUAUAAAGCCAGAUCACGUCAUCAUGACUGCUGUUUUAGCAGCCUGCAGUCAUGCUGGCCUUGUUGAUGAAGGGUGGAGGCAUUUUAAUUCCAUGGAUGAUAUUCAUGGCAUUAAACCCACCAUGGAGCACUACUCCUGUAUGGUGGACCUUCUUGCCCGAGCAGGGCGGCUGAAGGAUGCAUAUGCUUUUAUAACCAACAUGCCUGUUGAAGCCAAUGCAAACGUUUGGGGGACAUUGCUCGGAGCUUGUAAGACCCACCAUGAGGUGGGCCUUGGGCGGCUAGCAGCGAACCGCUUGUUCGAAGUUGAGGCUGGGAACAUUGGGAACUAUGUGGUGAUGUCAAAUAUAUAUGCAGCAGACAGUAGAUGGGAUGGCGUUGAGGAAGUGAGGAGAUUGAUGAAGACGAAAGAAUUGAAAAAGCCAGCUGGCUGCAGUUGGAUUGAGGUGGAGAUGAGGCGACAUAUAUUUGUAGCUGCGGAUUUAUCUCAUCCGCUAAGACCUGCUAUCUACAGCACCUUGAGAACUUUGGAUCAGCAAAUUAAAGAGCCGAUGGUGUAAAUGAAUUGAUCUUGAAAAAAAGCCAUGCAAGUGCGUCGUGAGAUCACUCUAUGAAGAUUUAAGAAGAGGUUACUGCCGGCUUCUAUGCAGUCGUUGUUGCAAAGAUAAUCAGUUGCCAGUUGAGGGUAUCUGAGAUUUUAAUUCAUUUGGUCUUGGGAAUGGGCAUACUACAGUCACAGAGAUCGAAGAGAAACAUGAAGUUGCAAGGCUGUUUGCUGCUGCAUUGGGAUAGAGAAACAUAGGUGCUUCCUCCAUUAAAUAUGUUCCAGGCAGUGGAUAAAGAUUUAAGUGCAAUGUUCGGCAAAGCACUCGAUCAUUUAGCAAAGUCUGUUUACUGUCAUGCAUUCAAUUCACGGAGGAAAUGUAGAUCGAAUGGGAAAAUAUUUAAGUUUCUCGCUCUAAAUUUGACUUAGAAAUAGUUCUUACAUUCUCUUGAGCAACCGAAAGGUACAUUUUGUUCAA